AGAUUACAUUCUCAUCGCACGUGGAUUGCACCAGUGAAUGAAAUACAAACGUCAAAAUAAGUUUGAGGUUACUCAUGUGUUGAAGUGUGUUAUUUUUAAAUAAUUAAAAUGGAUAUUGUUAAUGAGAUAUUAGAAAAAGAACAAAAGAAAUCUGAGAAGUACAAACCUAUUACUGUAGAAAAACAUUUGGAAGUAGAACUUGAUAUAGGCACUUUAUUAGCUUCGGACACAAAUGAUUUGGAUACAAAAUUAUUACAGUCAAAUAAAGAUGAUUACUUGCAAUCAUUGACGCGUGACAACACACAGUUACUACUAAACAAAAUAUGGGAACUUCCUACAGAGCGGGUGGAUGAGGCAAUAGUGGUUAAGUUGCCUGAACCUAAGACAGUGCUGCCUAGGGCUAAACCCUGUCCUAAACCGAAGCCCCUCACGAAAUGGCAAGAGUUUGCCAAGUCUAAAGGUAUCACAAAGAAGAAGAAGGAUAAACUACAAUGGGAUGAACAACUGCAGAAAUGGGUACCUUUGUAUGGUUUCAAGAAAGCUGCUGCAGAGAAGGAGAAGAAUUGGUUAAUUGAAGUGCCACAGAAUUUGGAUCCCAUGACAGACAUGUUUGAGAAGAAAGCUUCGGAGAAAUCAGAGAAAGUUGCCAAGAAUGAGUUGCAGAGGCUGAAGAACAUUGCCCGGGCUAGGAAAGUCAAGAUACCAAGAGUUGGCCUACCUGUUACUUCUGACAAAGCUUCUGCAUCACAGUUGGACACGGCAGCAACAAUAGCAAAGGCCUCCACAGCAUCACUUGGCAAGUUCCAAGACAAGUUGCCUAAAGAAAAAGAGCCUAGAGGCAAAGGUAUUCAUGAACUCAUCCCAGGCAAGGAGAGGAAACGCAAACUGCCUAUACCCACACCUGCACAAGAGAGGGAGAAUAAUUUGAAUAUGCUUGAUAACAUUCUCAAUAAGAGGCCCAAGAUUGACAUGGACAAGGCUGUAGCUAAACACAUCCAUGAUGAACAAGUGAAUCGUUCAGAGGAAAAGAAAAACACGAAACCAGCUAAAGGAAAACGAAACUUCAAAGCAAAGACCAAGGGUGGUAAUCCUACAAACUUUACAGCAAAGAAACCUAAGGCAGGUAAAGGACAGAGGAAUCCAGCUAAAAAAGCAGGAGGCCGGAAGAGAAGAUAAGUGUUCCAUGUUUAAAAACUUGUGACAGACCAUAUAGACUUUUAUUUUUAAGAGCUCAUUAAGCAUAAAGCUAUCUUGUGUUAACUGUAAAAUAAUUUCCAUAUUGUAAUUUUGUGGAAAAGCAUAUUUGUCUAUGUUUAUUAUUUCUUACUUAUUGUCCAAACAGGUUCGUUUAUAAAACACUUUGAUUAGACUAAUUUUCUAACUUAAAAUGUAUAUAGACACAAGAUACAGUGAACAUGCGUGUUCCCGCCUUUUCGUGUAAAAUUAUUUUUAUUACAAUAAUGAUGAGGUGUUGAAUUGUAUUUAAUAAAAGAGAUGCAAACUUU
This is a messenger RNA of Spodoptera litura, 1505 nucleotides long. RefSeq names its product ribosome biogenesis regulatory protein homolog. The record is from RefSeq and is a predicted model, not a curated record. Gene Ontology annotation, molecular function: protein binding. Gene Ontology annotation, biological process: ribosomal large subunit biogenesis; ribosome biogenesis; endonucleolytic cleavage in ITS1 to separate SSU-rRNA from 5.8S rRNA and LSU-rRNA from tricistronic rRNA transcript (SSU-rRNA, 5.8S rRNA, LSU-rRNA). Gene Ontology annotation, cellular component: nucleus; nucleolus; preribosome, large subunit precursor. Lineage: Eukaryota; Metazoa; Arthropoda; Insecta; Lepidoptera; Noctuidae.